Molecule: messenger RNA, 1263 nt
Organism: Cyphellophora attinorum
Lineage: Eukaryota; Fungi; Ascomycota; Eurotiomycetes; Chaetothyriales; Cyphellophoraceae
Product: Aspartic protease PEP3
Exons: 1
Coding region: 1-1263 (420 amino acids)
Biological process (GO): proteolysis
Molecular function (GO): aspartic-type endopeptidase activity
Source: RefSeq, a predicted model, not a curated record
AUGACCAGAUUCUCCUCGUUCCUUUAUGUUGCUCUAUUCGUUUCACUGGUCUUGGCCAGCCCAAUUUCACAGCAGAAAAAGCGCUCGUUCCGAGUACCAGUCAUACCGAAUCCGCAUUAUCGCCCACAUGGUCCUCGAGCAUACAAGCGAGCGCUGAAUAAAUUCGGCUUCAACGAUAUCACUUUCAAGGAUGACGGCGACAUUGCGACACGGCUCAAGGCAGCCUCAAACAUGACGACGCCUUUGGCAGAAAACACCCAGGAUGGAGCUGUUGCGACUGCCGGCACACAGAACGAUGCCCAGUUUUUGUCACCCGUGACGAUUGGAGGGCAAGAGUUGAUUAUGAACUUCGAUUCUGGCAGUUCGGACACCUGGAUCUUCAACACGAACCUGCCAGCUAGCGCACAACAGGGUCACACCGUCUACGACCCCACCAAGUCCAGCACCUUCAAGAACCUCUUGGCUGACUCGACGUUCAACGUUACCUAUGGGGAUGGAUCAGCGGUGUCAGGACCAGUCGGUGUCGAUACGGUCGAUAUUGGCGGGUCAACAGUCGCCCAGCAAGCCAUUGGACUUCCGGACGUUGUCUCAGAGUCUUUCAUCGUCGACAGCCAGUCGAAUGGACUGGUCGGACUCGCUUUCUCCAAGUUGAAUACAAUCGAGCCUCAGAGGCAAAAUACAUUCUUCGAAAACGUGCUUCCUGACCUGUCGCAACCAGUGUUUACAGCCCAGCUGUUGGGAGGCAAGAUAGGAGCUUACGAAUUUGGGCGAAUCGACUCGUCCGCCUUCACAGGAGAGCUAGCUCGAAUCCCCGUUGACUCCAGUGAAGGAUUCUGGAAAGUCCAGGCCGAUCUUGCAAAUGUGAAUGGACGAGAUAUUCCCAUCGAUGGAGGAUCGGCGAUCAUCGAUACAGGCACAUCCCUCAUGCUCGUGCAGGAGCAGAUGGUUGUCGGGUACUACAAUCAGGUGCAAGGUGCAGAGCUGAAUCAGCAAGUGGGUGGGAUCAUCUUCCCUUGCAAUGCUGCCCUACCAGAUCUCAAAGUCCGCAUCGGAGAUUCAUAUGUCGCGACAAUACCAGGCUCAGGCAUGAACUUUGCAGAGGUGGGCACAGACACUCAGACUGGAGAAGCGUUUUGCUUCGGCGGUCUUCAGUCGAACCAGGGUGUUCCAUUCGCCAUCUACGGAGACGUCUUCUUCAAGUCUCAGUUCGUAGCCUUCCAGGGCGGCAAUGAUCCUUCGAUAGGAAUCGCCCCUCACGUAUGA